Messenger RNA from Rubroshorea leprosula, 957 nucleotides. NCBI's taxonomy places the organism in Eukaryota, Viridiplantae, Streptophyta, Magnoliopsida, Malvales, Dipterocarpaceae. The record is from the annotation of a GenBank genome assembly.
UCUCCUUCUUCUUCUCCCUCUCUCCGGCAGCCUCCGUUCUUCGCCAUUUUAAGAUGGGGCUGUCUUUUGCGAAGUUGUUCAGUCGGCUUUUUGCCAAGAAAGAGAUGCGAAUUCUUAUGGUGGGUCUUGAUGCCGCUGGUAAGACCACCAUCCUGUACAAGCUCAAGCUUGGAGAGAUUGUGACCACCAUUCCUACAAUUGGGUUUAAUGUGGAGACUGUUGAGUAUAAGAACAUCAGCUUCACCGUUUGGGAUGUUGGUGGUCAGGACAAGAUUCGACCCUUGUGGAGACACUACUUCCAAAAUACUCAAGGGCUUAUCUUUGUGGUUGAUAGCAAUGAUCGUGACCGUGUUGUUGAAGCUAGGGAUGAACUUCACCGAAUGUUGAAUGAGGAUGAGCUAAGGGAUGCUGUUUUGCUUGUUUUUGCAAACAAGCAAGAUCUCCCUAAUGCAAUGAAUGCUGCUGAGAUCACUGAUAAGCUUGGUCUUCACUCCCUUCGCCAACGCCACUGGUAUAUCCAGAGUACCUGUGCAACAUCUGGGGAGGGGCUCUACGAAGGACUUGACUGGCUCUCUAACAACAUUGCCAACAAGGGUUGAGGAAUGAAAGUCAAAUUACGAUGGCAUUUUGGGGAAGUGCCUUGUUAAUCAAAGCCCCCUUUUCUAUCCAUUGGGCGGUGAUGGAUUUUUAUUUUAACUGUUGCAAGAAUGUAUUCAGUUUGUGUUAGAUAUUAAUGUGUUAGAUUGAUGUUUUACCCUAUAUAUAUAGAUUGGAAAAUAACUGUUUAUUCAGAGUUUUCAUACGUUGCCAUUGUUGAGGCCUCACGAAAUGUGCUCUUCUGAUUCUGAUGUGUCCAUUCCUCCUCAUCAAGCGAUGAUUAAUGGUGGUUAUGUUGAUUCGCUAAGCAAGUUUUUCUCUCUGCAUUAAUGUUUCUUUCUAUAAAUUGUUCAUUAUACU